This is a messenger RNA of Asparagus officinalis (garden asparagus), 2632 nucleotides long. Its product is annotated as protein NETWORKED 2A-like. The record is from RefSeq and is a predicted model, not a curated record. Gene Ontology annotation, molecular function: actin binding. NCBI's taxonomy places the organism in Eukaryota, Viridiplantae, Streptophyta, Magnoliopsida, Asparagales, Asparagaceae. Bases 1 to 2529 code for a protein of 842 amino acids. The transcript has 2 exons.
AUGUUGCAGAGAGCUGCAAGCAAUGCUUAUUCAUGGUGGUGGGCAAGCCACAUUAGGAUCAAGCAGUCGAAAUGGCUUGUCAAUGAUCUCCAAGAGAUGGAGGAGAGGGUUAAAGCCAUGGUGAAGCUCAUUGACGAAGACGCUGAUUCCUUCGCAAAAAAGGCUGAGAUGUACUUCAAAAGGCGUCCUGAACUAAUAAACAACGUCGAAGAAGUCUACAGAGCUUACAAGGCACUGGCAGAUCGAUAUGAUCGAAUAUCUACAGAGCUCCAUAAAGCCAAUCACACUAUAGCAACUGCUCUCCCUGAUCAAGUACCGAUGAUGGAUGAUGAUGAUGAUGAUGACAAUCACAGCAUCUCGUCAUUAAACUCCGAAAUUCUGCACAGCUUACCCCCCGAUGCAUCUAAACUCCCUAAACCACCCCCUGAGCUCCCUCGGCUAAGUUCAAGAAUCAGAAGAGCAGUAUCUCAACCUGUUGUACCAAAAAAGCCUACACAUCGAAGAGAUCAUUCUAAUGUGAGCCCUGAAAAAGCCCAAGAAGAAAUUGACAGGCUUCAGAAGAGAAUCCUUGUGCUACAAACCGAGAAGGAGUUUUUUAGGGGGUCUUAUGAGAAAGGAUUGACCAAGUAUUGGGAUAUUGAAAAUCAAAUGACUGCGAUGCAAGAAGAGAUUUCGGAGCUGCAAGAUUGUUUCAAUGCUAGGAGUUUAAUCGAGGAUGAUGAUGCUCGAGCUUUAAUGGCAGCUGCUGCUCUUAAAUCUUGCGAAGACACCCUAGUUGGCUUGCAUGAGCAAGAAAAAAUAACCGCAGAAGAGGGGAGGGUUGAGUCUGAAAGAAUUAAGUUGGCGAAAUCAAAGCUGAAGUCUCUUAAAGGCGAGGAGUCUGAUGAAGAAACAACCUCGGGUAGUACAGACGAUGAAGUUGAGAGUUUAAGGCAUGAGAGGCUAGAGCUACAAUCAGUAUGUGAUAAAGUCAAGGGGCUUUUUGAUAUGAAUUCAGAAUCAUCGGUAGCUGCUUUAGUAGAAAAAAUCGAUGUGCUUGUUGAAAAAGUUAUCAGCUUGGAGAUCACAAUCUCGGCACAAACUGCACAGAUAAUGACAUUAAGAGCUGAGAACGACGAGUUAAUUAAGCAGCUUCAAGGAGUUGAAGAAGAUAAAAAGAAUGCAAAUGUCGAUCCUAAUAGUUUAAAUGAGAGAAUGAUUCAAGUUGAGAGCCAGUUACAAAGAAUUCUUGGUCUUGAAAAAGAUGUUCAGAAUGAGAAAGCGGUUGUUAGAAGUCAUUUUACUGAAGCCUGCAAUGGUCUAAACGAUCUCUCUGAUAAGUUACAUUCACCAAGAUCAUUCGAGCUCGAACAAUUGAAAGAGACCAAAGGAGGCGAAGUUCAAUUGAAAGAGGCCAAAGGAGAUGAAGUUAUAGACAAAAAUAUCGUCGCUGAUCAAAAUGGUGAGGCUAAAUCUCAGCUCGAUGAAGAUGAAGAAAACCCGGAUUGGCAACAAUUGAUGAUAAAUGGUAUUCAAGGCAAAGACGAGGUUCUUUUAUACAAAUUCUCCUCGAUUAUGCGCAAUUACAAGGAAACAAGAAAGCGGCUUAGUGAAAUGGAGAAGAAGAACAAAGAAUGCCAAUCUGAAACAACACAACAAAUCCAAGAACUAAGGUGUGCAAACGCAAUCAAAGACGAGGAGAUCAAAACUUUACGAAAAAGACUUUUCUCAGCAGAAUCUCUCAAAAGGAAAAAUGAUAUCAUCUCAGAUGCACUCACUGAAGAAGAAGAAUUAGAAGGAGAGAUAAAGAUUAGCCUGGAUCACUUAUACACUACUUCGCCUAUUGAAGAUAAAUUCAGAUCAGAUAUCGAUACGUUAUUAGAGGAAAAUUUAGAUUUCUGGUUGAGAUUUAGCACCUCAUAUCAUCAAAUCCAGAAAUUUACCGUCACAUUUAAAGAACUGCAGGCAGAGACGAAGAAUGCGGAUAAUGACGAGGAUAUCAGCAACAGCAGCUCAAGCUCAUUGCCAACGGACAAGAAGCUGAGAGAGCUCAACACCGAGCUCCAAGUUUGGCUGGAACAUAACGGGCUCCUCCAGAAUGAGCUCCGUUGCCGUUUUGAUUCACUAUGCAACAUUCAAGAAGAAAUCACUCGAGUCACCGAAUCAAACAAAGGAGAAGAUGAUGCAAAUUUGACUCCAUAUCAAGCUGCAAAAUUUCAAGGGGAAGUUAUAAACAUGCAGCAGGAAAACAAUAAGGUUGCUAAAGAGUUACAGGCUGGAUUGGAUCAUGUCAAGGGGCUCCAGACUGAAACAGGGAAGCUGAUUUCAAAGCUGCACGAGAAAUUUGAGUUGAGUAGUUCUAAAGCACAACCAGGGGGUCAAUAUAAUCAGUUUAGGCAUUUUUCGACGAAAUCUAGGGUACCGUUGAAGACAUUUUUGUUUGCGAGCAAGCCCAAGAAGCCGUCGAUAUUUGCGUGCAUGAAUCCUGUGCAUCAUAGGCAUCACGUUGAGCAUUUGAAGGGGGGUAAAAUGCCUAAAGCACCACAUUGAUGUUGUGAGGAUGUAUUUUAGGUUUCAUAGUAGAUUUCUGCUUUUGUUUAUCUUCUGUAAUUGUUUCUGAUACUUAAAAGGUGUAGUUAUGUGAAUAAUUCAU